AUGCGAUCUUCCUUAUCGGCCAAGCUGUUGUUGCUCUUGGGCUCCUCACAGCUUGCCGCGGGCUCCCCAAGUGACCAAUUUGUCAUCGCACCUUCAGUGAACAACGAUGCGACAGCUCCCGUGCGAUCACACAAAGUUGACGAGUCAAUCCUCGCGGCCUUGAAGGCGCACCCUGACCCUGUCGAUGCUUUGCUCUCCCUGCAGCCGGAGAAGGCAGACAAGUUGGCCGAGCGCCGUCUCCUCCAUGUGUUCGGCGAGGAAAAGCCCCAAUGGAUGACCGAAGGAGACAAGCUCCGUCUCCGGAAGAAGGGCAAGAAGUUCCGCGACAUCACCAACCACCAGGACCUAUAUGCCGACGAAUCUGUUGGCGCAUGGUCUGGCAAGGCUAAUCUUCCCAAAAUCAGCCAUCAAUCCCUCGUGAAGCCCCUCUUCCCCAGAGUCAACAAAACCGAGAUGCACGAUGUUCUCGCCCACAUGACGAGCUAUUAUAACCGCUAUUUUGACGGUCCGACUGGCGAGGAGAGCUCGCAGUGGCUGCAUGAUCAUAUUGCUGAGAUUAUAGCCAAAUCUCCCUACCACACACAUAUUUCUCUUGAGUACUUCACUCACGAGUUUGUCCAAUCGUCCAUCAUCGCCCGCUUCGAGCCCAAAGUUCGCGACUUCUCGAAACCCCUGACCAUCAUUGGCGCACACCAGGAUUCCGCCAACUACCUCUUCCCCUUGCUGCCCGCACCGGGUGCCGACGACGAUUGUUCCGGCACCGUUAGCAUUCUCGAGGCGUUCCGCGUACUCGCGACGAGCGGUUAUAUUCCUAAGGAGGGUCCGGUUGAAUUUCACUGGUACGCCGCCGAGGAGGGUGGCCUGCUGGGAAGCCAGGAUGUCGCAGCGUACAAGAAAAAGGAGGGUGCGAAUAUCGGGGCGAUGAUGGAAUUUGACAUGACUGCCUUCAUUGCGAGAAACGCUACUGAGUCUAUUGGCUUUAUCAAGACCGAUGCGGAUGCCCCCUUGACUAAGUGGGCGGCCGACCUGAGCACUCAGUACAUCAACAUCACAACCAGCGUCUACGAGCUGAUGCCUGGCGCUGGAUCUGACUACAUGUCUUACACCAAGCUCGGGUUUCCUGCUGCUUUUGCAUCUGAGGGUAACCCCGUCGCGGGCGGCUUCCCUGGCGAGUUCGACCCAUAUGUUCACACCGACAGGGAUACCAUGGAUGUUGACGACGAAUAUGGAGUCUUCUCCCUCGAUCAUAUGGCAAGGUUCUCUGAGCUGGCAAUUGCUUUUGCUGUUGAGCAGGCUGGCUGGGAUAACAAGUGGAGGUAA
Messenger RNA from Colletotrichum truncatum, 1320 nucleotides. Its product is annotated as peptidase family m28. Lineage: Eukaryota; Fungi; Ascomycota; Sordariomycetes; Glomerellales; Glomerellaceae. Gene Ontology annotation, molecular function: metalloexopeptidase activity. Gene Ontology annotation, biological process: proteolysis. The record is from RefSeq and is a predicted model, not a curated record.